Verticillium dahliae VdLs.17 is the source of this 661-nucleotide messenger RNA. RefSeq names its product histone H3. Lineage: Eukaryota; Fungi; Ascomycota; Sordariomycetes; Glomerellales; Plectosphaerellaceae. The record is from RefSeq and is a predicted model, not a curated record. Gene Ontology annotation, cellular component: nucleosome. Bases 56 to 466 code for a protein of 136 amino acids. The transcript is spliced from 3 exons. Gene Ontology annotation, biological process: rRNA transcription. Gene Ontology annotation, molecular function: DNA binding; protein heterodimerization activity; structural constituent of chromatin.
ACCAACAACAACAACACCACCCCAUCAGCCACAUCGACCUUUUCACGCAUUCACAAUGGCUCGCACUAAGCAAACCGCCCGCAAGUCCACUGGUGGCAAGGCCCCUCGCAAGCAGCUCGCCUCCAAGGCCGCCCGCAAGAGCGCUCCUUCUACCGGCGGUGUCAAGAAGCCUCACCGCUACAAGCCCGGUACCGUCGCUCUCCGUGAGAUCCGUCGCUACCAGAAGUCGACUGAGCUGCUCAUCCGCAAGCUCCCCUUCCAGCGCCUGGUCCGUGAGAUUGCCCAGGACUUCAAGUCCGAUCUCCGCUUCCAGUCGUCCGCCAUCGGCGCUCUUCAGGAGUCCGUCGAGUCUUACCUCGUCUCCCUGUUUGAGGACACCAACCUGUGCGCCAUCCACGCCAAGCGUGUCACCAUCCAGUCCAAGGACAUCCAGCUUGCCCGCCGUCUCCGCGGUGAGCGCAACUAAGCUUUCGUCUUUGGUCUUUCUUCUCGGCAGGGUGGUUCAUGACUCGUUUGGGAAUGCUUGACGAAAGGUCCGUCGCAGGGUUUAGGGGAUCAGGCGUUAUCGAAUGAGUGUUUUUACGCGACAGGGCUGUAUAUUACCCGCAGUAUCGGCAGCAUUAGCCAGCAAGCUGCGCAACGGAAUGCAAACAUUAUGAUC